AUGAAAGCCAUUCUGUUGCUCCUCGCGAUCGCCUCGAUCGUCACCGCGGCGCUCAACACUACUCAGGCGUAUCACCUCAAGACAGAGCUGAAGUCGGUCGGAUAUGGCAAGAGCCAGUAUGACAAUCUCUGGAUCUCCUCUUACCACACCGGUGCCGGCCUGAGCGAUGUCGUCUUCUCCGACGUUGAAGGCCCCUCCUCUCGCAUCGGAUACCUGGGCCCCACCAACCUCACGGCCAAUGGACAGCAGUUCUACAAUGCCCUCUUCGAUUUCGGCAAUGACUUUCCGUGGGGUCUUUCGAUGGCCGAGAACACCAAUUUUUACGCCGCGUGGCAGCCAGUGAGGGUCAAUGCGGGCGUGAGCGGAACGCAGCCGAGCGUUUCGGGUUUCUUCAUCAACGAGACUGGCCUGCAAUGGACGACCGCCCUCAACGCGCCGGGCACGUUCAACGAUGAAUUUGGAGGCUGGAUCGUCUGCGACUGGUGGCACGGAUACCCUCAGCUGUUCUUCCGCAUCAAGUACUACACUACGCCAGCCCCAGCCAGCUGCGCGGAUGUCUACCUGAAGCCCGUCUCUUCACCGAAAUGCAGCCAGUGCGACAAACCGGCCAGCUCGCUGAAGCGGUGUGCAAAGUGCAAAAGCACUUCGUAUUGCGAUCGAGCCUGUCAGACCGCGCACUGGAAGGUUCAUAAGAAAAUCUGCGCAAAGCUCGCCGGCAGUGGAGGAGAUGAAGGGCCCUCCACUGGCGCGGAAGUGCCACAGCGGUCCGACUCUAAACCGUUCACCGCCAUCUACCACAACAAUUUCCUCCACGACCGCUCCGAGGAGGAGACAUUCAAGAUCCUCAUCGACACGCUUCGCAUGCGCCAGGAAGACAUGUACUCCUUUCAUGGCGACACGAUGCCGGGAACAAUCUACGAUGGCUCAUCCACGUCAAUUCCCGCAUUCCGCCAAUUCAUCCGCAAAGCUCAGGCAGUCGAGGGCUUUCUUCCGCCUUGGUGGACCGACGCGAAGCUGGAGCAAUGCAUUCGCUUCUCGAAGGAUGAGGGUGGCUUCUCCCUCGCGGGCGCGCAGGAAAAGUCGGAUAUUCAAGAGACCUGGAAAGAUACGCAGAUGCCUAUGAAGGUCCGUAUGUUGGGAGAGAGAGUCUAUGGCACCGCGCCGGGCGGGAGGAAGGGAGAUGAAAUGCUCGCGACGAUGGUCGGUCUCGAAUGUCGCUCGGCGGGACCACAAUUCAGCACGAUGAUGGACAUGGCUGGCCUGCGCUGA
Messenger RNA from Zymoseptoria tritici IPO323, 1269 nucleotides. RefSeq lists its product as uncharacterized. The coding region runs from base 1 to 1269 and encodes 422 amino acids. Lineage: Eukaryota; Fungi; Ascomycota; Dothideomycetes; Mycosphaerellales; Mycosphaerellaceae. The record is from RefSeq and is a predicted model, not a curated record. The transcript has 5 exons.